Penicillium roqueforti is the source of this 1014-nucleotide messenger RNA. RefSeq lists its product as uncharacterized. The coding region runs from base 1 to 1014 and encodes 337 amino acids. The record is from RefSeq and is a predicted model, not a curated record. Lineage: Eukaryota; Fungi; Ascomycota; Eurotiomycetes; Eurotiales; Aspergillaceae. The transcript has a single exon.
AUGAAAAACUGGGACUACGGGAAGCUCGCCAUUGCCACUGCCGCAAUUCUCGGAGUCCUCACACUCGGCGCACUGAUAUACUUGCUGCUAUGGUACGUUCGACGAGGACUGCGCGCCCGGCGGCUUCGUCGCCAGGAGAAGGAGAAUGACCAGUUUGACCAGUCCGCAGUGUCCCUCGCCGAGGACACAAGCAGGACCCUAGAUCACUUCCUCAUGAAGGAUAUUCAACCUGAGCGGAGUUCAAUCAUCUUCAGCAGAAGCCGAUCCCCAUCCAUCAACAUCGUCAUUGACGACGCGGACGCUAAUCGCUGCAAGUCUUCCCCUCAGCCUUAUCUCCCAGAACAUCACACUGCAGCUUCUUCAUCUGCAGUUACCCACGUCCUCUCACAGAUCUCGACUCAAAAAUCUGGUCCUGAUGACCCACGGACUCAGUGGAGCAGCUCGGGACAGCGUUCGUCUAGUACGACGCCGCGGGCAUCCACCUCGUCGUCCGUCGUCCCAGCAUCGCAAUCAUCCCAGGUUUGGACUACGACUUCUGGUAGCACACCGUCGGAGCAGACUCAGAGUGUUUCAGCACAGCACUCGUCGACCACGACACCUCGAGCAUCCAUCUCCUCGUCUGUCGUCCCAACAGCGGGGUCCUCUCAGGUCUGGACCACGACCUCUGCCGAGACUGAGACGUUUUCGCUCCUUAGUCAAUCCUCGAACUACUCGCACCACCCUCAAAGCCCCAUUGGCCCAUCCACCUCCCGCAGCUCACAGAUAUAUACACGUCGUUCGAAUGCUUCUGCUGCAUCGAGCCGUCCGUCCAGUGGGGGUAUCUUGCAGUCUGCAUCCCGUAUGUUCAAUGAAGCAGAGGCUGCUCGGAUGGCUUAUUCGAGGAAUAUCGACUCUGUUGGAUCAAUGAGUCCCACUUCCCCCGUCUCUCCGGUGUUAGUGGAUGUUUCAGCUGAUAACAAGCUCCCCCAAUGGACCUCCGUACCGCCUACCCCCUUUCCUUUCAGUCAGCUCUGA